Saccoglossus kowalevskii is the source of this 2093-nucleotide messenger RNA. Its product is annotated as calumenin-like. NCBI's taxonomy places the organism in Eukaryota, Metazoa, Hemichordata, Enteropneusta, Harrimaniidae. The record is from RefSeq and is a predicted model, not a curated record. Gene Ontology annotation, cellular component: endoplasmic reticulum. Gene Ontology annotation, molecular function: calcium ion binding.
GUUUUGGAGUUGAUUCAUUAGAAGUUGAUUCAUCUUGAUUUUUUUGCCAAUUUGAAUUUUGUAUCUCUUGGUCGAACGAAUUCUUUCCACUUUCGUUUACCUACUUAACUUUUGCGUUUCUUCGGAGACAUUUUCUUUACCAAAACUGUUGACAUUUACUUCUCACUGACAAUGAAGUCCACAUCAUCGGUACUCAGCAUUGCUCUCGGCAUACUUUUUCUAUCCGUUGUUGCCAAGCCGACAGACAAAAAUCAGGCGCGGAAAGAUAGAAUCUUGGAAGAAAAGCUUAGUGACAAAGAUCACUACGAUGGCGAUUUACACAAUCCCGAUUAUGACCACGAAGCAUUUCUUGGACAAGAUGGGGCCAGUGAGUUUGAUGAACUGAGUCCAGAAGAAAGCAAAACUCGUCUAGGACAAAUCUAUGAUAAGAUUGAUAAAGAUAAUGAUGGCUUUGUUACUGAUGAGGAACUCAAAGAUUGGAUCAAAUACACACAGAAUAGAUACAUUAUGGAAGAUGUAGAUCGUCAGUGGAACGUACACGACACUGAUAAAAAUGGUCAUUUAACAUGGGAUGAGUUCAAGAACACUACUUAUGGCUAUUUGGCUGAUGAUGAUUUUGAUGAUAUCGAAGGAUUUGACUAUAAAGAUAUGAUAAGGAGAGAUGAGAGAAGAUGGCAGAGAGCUGACACAGAUGGAGAUGGUAAACUGUCAAAAGAAGAGUUUGCUCAUUUUCUGCAUCCAGAGGAAGGCGAACAUAUGAGAGAUAUUGUAGUUGAGGAAACUAUGGAAGAUAUUGACAAAGAUGGUGAUGGUAUGAUAUCAUUAGAAGAAUACAUAGGAGAUAUGUAUCCGUCUGAUGACGAUGAAGAUGAGCCUGAUUGGGUGAAAAUAGAACGUGAGCAAUUUACUCGAUUCCGUGACAAGGAUAAGGAUGGUAAAAUGAACAAAAGAGAAGUGAAAGACUGGAUAAUGCCAGAAGAUUAUGAUCAUGCAGAAGCUGAGUCCAAACAUUUAGUGUACGAGUCUGAUGUUGACAAGGAUGGUAAACUCUCAAAGAAAGAAGUUCUUGAUAAACAUGAUUUAUUUGUUGGCAGCCAAGCUACUGACUUUGGGGAAGCCCUUAUCCGGCAUGAUGAGUUUUAACGUAAACCACCCCCACCCUCCCUCUCAAUCCCUGUGUUCCACUGCAGGAAUGUGUAAUGUCAAUUAUUGUUCAAAAUGGUGCUAUUUUGUCUAAUUUCGAAUACAACAAAACUUUUAAUCUUGCAUUAGAAGUCAACUUUUUAACGGCUUAGAUUUUGUUUGUGUGAUAUAUUGACAGAAGAACUCUUUAUUCUGUCUAAUUCAUUGAGAACUUUCUGAUGUAAUAUCAUUUAUGGUUCUUGUUUUACAAAUCGUCUAACUUUCAUUGUUUUUUCGGCAAAAUUUCAAUUUUAAGUACCUUGACCAAAAUUCAAAUCAAUGGCGUCCAUGAGUUAUACAGAUCAAAACUUGAAAUGAACGAUGUUAGGUCAUCACUACAAUAAAUCAACACAACUAAACUAGAUAGUAUGUAAUGUACAAAGUUCACUUGGAUGUAGUGAAAACCUGAGUGAAUUAGUCAUUCUAUGAAUUUAAAAGGGAGGAACCUAAUGGCUAUACAGAAAACAACUUUGACCAUAGUCAAUGAAAAAUUCUUCACAUUAAAUUGAUUUUGUAAUAUCUUCCAUCUUCAGUCGUUGAACAGGAAAUCCAGCAUGCAAUUUGUUGACUGAAUGACUCCCUAAUACAUGUAUGCUGAAAAAAAUCAAUGAAUUUAUGGUAAUGUGCUGUAAUUAUUGAAUAUUGGCAAGAGACUUCUGACGCUAUCGUAACUUCUCCAUAUGUGAUGCAUAAUACUUCAUAUGCCAAGCAUUGAAAUAAAAUAUUGCCGACAAUACAACAUUAAUGCAUUUGUUCAUUUCAAUUUAGUAUUAGCAUGUUUAUGUUUUCAAAAUUUUUAUAAUGUUUUAGAUGUAUCUGUACUUAUUCAGUUUUAGGCCUAGGCGUUGUUGAAGAUUUAUAUUUUCUAUGUUGUCUUUCAUCAGUCUUUAUAAAUGGUAUUGAUAAUUUCA